UCAGGUCAUGUAGGUCAGGCCGUGUAGAUCAGACAAUGAAGAUCAGUUUGAGGAUUAAAGAUGCCACUGUUUUACAGGCGAUCGGUGAGAAUUGUGCUUUGCGAGAGCAAUAAUUGAGAAACGCUUGUGCUCCACAGAUCGCCAGACAGCAGCAGCAACUUCUUCAGCAGCAGCACAAAAUCAAUCUCCUGCAGCAGCAGAUUCAGCAGGUCCAGGGUCACAUGCCUCCUCUCAUGAUCCCCAUUUUUCCACACGACCAGCGCACACUGGCCGCAGCCGCCGCCGCCCAGCAGGGCUUCCUCUUCCCUCCAGGCAUGUCCUACAAGCCAGGUGAUAACUACCCGGUGCAGUUCAUUCCUUCCACAAUGGCAGCUGCCGCCGCGUCAGGACUCAAUCCUCUUCAGCUCCAGCAACUGUACGCAGCCCAGCUGGCCAGUAUGCAGCUCUCUCCAGGAGCAAAGAUGGCGCCACUGCCCCAGCCACCUAAUUCUGCAGGGCCACUAUCACCUGGGCCCAAGAGUGAGAAGAGGUCCUCCAGCCCACUGGGCCAAAUCAAGGAGGAGGGAACGCAGCCCUUGAACCUCUCAGCCCGGCCUAAGACGGCCGAGCCAGUAAAAUCCCCCUUGUCCCCGACACACAGCCUGUUCUCAGGCAGCAAGAACAGUCCCAAUAGCCAGUCCAAGAGUGGAGGAAUCCCGAGUCCUCUCGGUCUGGGUCGAGGAUCAUCCCUCGAUAUCUUGUCUAACCUGAACUCCACGGCACUAUUUGGAGACCAGGAUGCUGUAAUGAAGGCCAUCCAGGAGGCGAGGAAAAUGAGGGAGCAGAUCCAACGUGAACAGCUGCAGCAUCACCAACAGGGCAUGGAGGCUAAACUCUCGGCUCUCUCAGGCCUCGGUCUUAACAACUGCAGAGCUGACAAGGAACGGGUUCACUUUGAAAGCUUGGGGCAUCAUCUGGGAAAACUAGGAGAUGACGGGAAGAUCGGACAGAGAGUCAUCGAUCUGACCAGGCCGGAGGAUCUGGAUGGGAGUAAGGAGCUGAAUGGUUCUGCAGAAAAACCACAACAGUAUUAUUGUUGGCCAACAGGAGGCGCCAGCACCACUGAAGCCCGGGUGUUCAGAGAAUCGCGAGGACGGAACCCCAAUGAGCCGCACAUCAAGCGACCCAUGAACGCCUUCAUGGUGUGGGCCAAAGACGAGCGGCGCAAAAUCCUGCAGGCUUUCCCGGACAUGCACAACUCCAACAUCAGCAAAAUCCUGGGCUCUCGCUGGAAGUCCAUGUCCAACCAGGAGAAGCAGCCGUACUACGAGGAACAGGCUCGUCUGAGCAAGAUCCACCUGGAGAAGUACCCCAACUACAAGUACAAGCCCCGGCCCAAGCGCACGUGCAUCAUCGACGGCAAGAAGCUGCGCAUCGGCGAGUACAAGCAGAUGAUGCGCUCGCGGAGGCAGGAAAUGCGCCAGUUCUUCACAGUAGGGCAGCAGCCCCAGACUCAGCUCCCGAUCAGCAGCAGCGCGGGCGUCGUCUACCCCGGAGCCAUCAGCAUGACCUCGGACUGCUCGAGCAACUCGGCCAGCCCCGAGCCCACCGUCCCCGUCAUCCAGAGCACCUUCGGCAUGAAGACGGAGCCCAGCAUGCCCAGCGUGGUGCCCAGCGAACCUGUCAACGGCGAGGACGACAUGGACAUGUACGAGGACUUCGAGGACGAACCCAAAUCGGACUACAGCAGCGAGAACGAGGCGCAGGAACCCGUCAGCGCCAACUGAGGCUUUCGCUCACAACGGAUAGAAGGAGUACCGAAGGAGGACGAGGAGGAAAAAAAAACGACAACAAAAGAACUACAGAACAAAAUUUUAAAAAAAAAGAAAGAAAAGAAAAAACUUGUUUCUGAUAAUAUAUCCCUUAGGAGCCUGCAUGCACGUGUGGCUCCCGGCUUCAUCGGCUCUUCGGUCUUAAAUGUUUCUUCGAGUGUGAAGCAGUUUGAUUGUGUUGUUUUUUUUUUUUGUUUGUUUUCUUUGUUUUGUUUUUUUAAUUCUUAUUCGAUCAUGGAUGUGUACACAAAUUGACCUGUAAAGUUACAGAGGGCAGGAACUUGAAACUUAUUCUCGCUCUCACAGUCUUACACACAAGUAUAUAUAUAAAUAGAAAUAAAUAUUUUUUUUUGUUUUUGUUUUUUUUUGUUGGUUUUUUUUAGAUCACUGUUUUUGACGGGGUUCUGUAUUUCUCUCAGGUAUGCUGUGCCAGCCAACAGCGUGUGAAUGUUUUUCUUUUGUUUCGUUUUGUUUUUUGGGGGGAAUUUUUUAAUUUUUUUUAUUUGAUUUGAGCAAUUUAAAAAAUAAUAAUAAUAAGGAAGAAGACAUUAGAACAAAACAAAAAAAAAAAAAAAACAAUCUAAAAAUUGACGGAAAAAACUGCCCCACAACUGCCCCUUUCUCUUAACUCAUCUGAUUUUAAUGUAUCUUAAUGCUCUUCUUAUCGUUUUCUCACCAUGACGUCCGAAUCCAGGUCCGACCACAAACGAAUCUUAGAUCUCCAGGUCUUAAAGGAGAGAGUUCGCGAGUCUUAGACAAUCCUCUGCGAUGUUCCCGUGGACGAGAAAAAUAAAAGCCUCUUUUUUUCCCUCUUCUUGAAGCACUCAGGAAUUUUCGAGGCAGUGUUAGAGAUGCUGGAUUUUAUUACGGAUAUCUGAAAGUCCUGGUUCAGUGCAGCAGGUCCAGAGCGGUGAUCACGCAGCCUGUCUCGCCCUUCGCUCCAGUCUUACUCCCACACUACGUUCUUAAUCACGGAGAUUGGCCGACGUGCCAAAGUGGGGCCAAAGGCAUCCAAUCUGUGAAAUUGAAAUGGCAGCAAAAGGCAGCUUCAGUGGCAUUACAGUCACAAAAUUGCUGUUGUACAAUACAUGCUUUCUUUUAUUAUUAUUUUUUUUUUACAGCAGUCCAUAAGUCCUGUCACCAUCAAGGCCUUCGGGACGUUAUUAUACCUGAAACGACACAAGAAAGUCUUAAAGCGGGGAGUGACUAAGUCUUAAAGAAAUCAGAAGUUUGUCCCGGACCCAUUAAGGAGACGUGGCGCUCGUUUACGGAGGAUCCUGAUUGGUCGGGAGGCGACGAUUCAUUUUCUAUAACAGCAGCUCUGCAAAACCGCACGUCAGUCAGGAGUCUUUUAUCGGGUUUGUUUUCACUCGUUUUUUUUGUAAGGAGUCUCCGGUGUCGGAGUCAAAGCUACGUCCGUUCACGUAAAUCUUUUUUCUGUAGCGUGACGAAGAAAGAGAAUAAAAAGACGAGGGGUUUUCAGCUGCUAGAGCGUGAGUGAGAACAGGAACGGAUCGGUUUCAUACGUACGGUAGGCACGGGAACGUAAAUAUAAACGGAUGAAAAAAAGAACAGAGCGUUUGAUUAGCGAUGCAAUAUUAAGACGUGAGGAUGUGUCGUUAUAGGAACAUAUAUGAACGACACGCGGCUUCGUGAACGUCACCGGAUUCGGACUCGGACCGGGCGUCGAUCAAAAGUCGGGGAAAACAAUACGGCCGAGAAGGAGGGAGGGAGGGAUGGAUGGAUGGAAGGGAGGGAGAGAGAGAGAGAGAGAUGGAGGGAGGGAGGAAGGGAUGGAGGGAGUCGAUAGCUGAUUGUGCUCAUUCCAUCAAAGCGCAGCAGAAAUCCAUGAGGUGCUGCAGAGCAGAUGGAACAAGUAGAUCAAGCUGUGGGAGAUUAUUAAAAUGACUGACGAGUCUGUAUCAUCUGAAACGCGCCAUUAUUAAUGCAUGAGGCUCGCUAUUUUCCUCUUGCCCUUGAACCUGUCUUAGAUUUUUUUCUUUUUUUUUUUUUUUUAUUUCCAUUAGCAACACGGCAAUUACCGCUGGGCCGACGAGCUGCUGGUCACCGCGUUGCCUCUCAAGGUCGUAAAUAUAAAUAAAUUAAGUAAUUAAUUUAAAAAAGAAAAAAAAAAGAAUCUUUAAAAAAAAAUCUUCUGAAGCGCUUACUUACUUUCUUCUUACCGUUAAACAUUUUCAUGAAGCCCCUAAAACAGAGAAGCAUUUACUUCAAGUCUUAGACUUAAGUCUCUUAAUUAAGCACUUGUGUAAUCUCGAAAAAAAUAAACAUUUACUAUUCUUUUUUUUUUUUUUUUUUUUUUUGCUGGUGAUUUAUCUCGUGAGAUAGAGAACGCUUGGCAGGGUUCAACCCCCUGAUGCUAAAUUAGAUGGUUUUUUUGUUUGUUUGUUUGUUUGUUUGUUUUUCUUCUCAAUAGUGUUUUGUUUAAAUUUGUUUUCUAUCUGUUUGCUGGUAGAUCGACUUGUACGUGUUUUGUACAUAUUUUCUUGACCACGCCAAACUGAUUUUGGAAGCUGGCGGUAGACAAAAAGGACUGUUGUCAGGACUGAAACUUGAUCACGCUUGUGUAAAAAGAGAGAGAGAGACAGAGAGAGACAGAGAGAGAGAGAGACAGACAGAGAGAGAGAGAGAGAGAGAGAGAGAGAGAGAGAGAGAAAGAGAGAUGACUCUGGUCACACAGUGUUACAAGCACUGGAUAUAAAUGGUAUUUUAAUCCUAUAUAUAUAUCGAUCGAUAUAUCGAUUCUGACUAAUGUGAAGCCGUCGUGCGAAAAAAAUAAAAAAUAAUAAUAAUAAUUCCACACGAACAAAAGUGACCUGUUUGGACUUACCAGAUUUGAGUCAUUGUUUUUUUUUUGUGUGUGUUGUUUUUUUUUUUCCUUUCAACUUUGUUUUGUUAAUUUAUGCAAAGAAACGUGCUAAAUAAAUACUAAAGGAAGACUUUUGUUUAAGCUCCAGUGCUGCCUAAGGGAGAUAAAGAGCAGUAAAACCCGACAGAAGGCUCACGUUAAGAGACUCUGACCAGCCGAGACACACCGCGCAUCUUACCGCUCAUGUACGUCUGUGUUUGUAUAAUGUAUUUGAAUCCUAUAUAGUGCAUAUAGACUUUUAUUGUAUUUAUUAGCCGUUGUUGGCUAUAAAAUUUGUCCGUAGAACUUUAAUAAAAAGGACAAUCAAGAGAAAAUACAGUGACGCUGAAUUGGAACUCAAAAUUCUUUUUUUUUUUUUUUUUUUUUUGAUAUAUUUACCUUUUUUUUUCUUUCUUUCGCAAUUGUAAAUAUAACAUAGAAAAAUAGACUUCUAUUUUUGUUCCUGAUUACUUACCGAAGUAUAAGUUAUGUAACUGAUUGACGUUUUUCAUGCCAUUUCUUUGUUGUUUUUUUUUUUUUUCUUUUUUCUUUUUUUCCUUUCUUUUUAUUCUGUGUUUGUGUCGUCAAUGUUGUCGAUCUCACGUCAAUCGUUGUCUAGAAAGAAAGAAAAAAAAAAAGAAGAAGAAGAAGAAGAAUCAAAACUAGACAAGUCACUGUACCUCAUGUAGAUGCUGAACUCAGUCCCCGGAGAUCGGAUCGUAUCGGACGCGACUCACGCAGGCGUUUCGACGUUUUCGGGAUCGUCGGCUCGAGGAAUCCGAUCGGUCGAAAACGUUCAGAUCCGGAGUGAGAUUCUCCGUCGGCUCGGUCCACGGCGACGAACAGAUAUUUAUUAUUUUAUAAUGCUGAACAAUAACACGGACACGUCCUUUGCAUCGUUACGUCUUCGUAGAUUUUAUCCGACGUUUUUAGUUUAGUGUUUUAUUUUUUUUUGUUUUGUUUUUGUUUUUCAGCUUUUCAGCAGCUGCAGUCCAUCUUGUGUUCGAUUGGUUUGUUCUUUAUCACUGCCAUUUUUGAUGCAAAUUAUAGAUACAACUGAAGACAAAAUGCGUUCGCUGUUUGAACUUUUACUGUAAUUCUGUUUUUUUUGGGGGGGAGUUUUUUUGUUUUUUUGUUUUUUUUUUUAGAUUUGAAUGAUGUAUAUUGUGGGAUCUUUUUUUGUUGUUGUUGUUGUUGCUAAUUUAAUCAGCACAAUUCACUGACAUGCUGGACUGAAACGCUAGCUGCUGUUCAAAAAAAAUUUUUUUGUUGUUUGUUUUUUUUUUUUUUUUUGCUGUCAGGGACAAAAAAAAAAAUUCUUCUCAUUGCGAUGGUACAUUUUCUAGUUCUUAGUCUCUCGAGCAACACUGUGCACGGCUGACGGAAAGCCCGAGCCGCCCUCGCGUCCGAUCCGCUGGCAGCCUGAUACUUCUGUUGGUUUUCUUUGUGUUUUUUGUGCAUAUAAAAACUCGGCAGGUACCUAGCCAGGUAUCGUUGGGGCGUUAGAGAUAUAGAACUAGCGUGCUGCUUUUAGAAAAAAAACAAAAAAAAAACACAAAAACAAACAAAAAAAAAAAACAACACAAAAAGAAUUAAGUCUAAAAAUGUAAAUAGUUUAUCAUAUCUUGUACAGUCCAGUGUAAAGUUUUUAAUUGAACUUUAAAGGUUGCCAUCACACUCGUGCUCACGUUUUUUUCUUCUUUAUACGGUAUGAAACAGUACGAAAGAAUUUGCUAAGGGUAUUAUUGUUUUAAAAAAAAAAUAAGAGAAAAAAGGUAAAAAAAAAAUUAAAAAAAAAAAAAAAAGGUACUAAAAAUCUUUUCUGCUUGGCUUCGGUAUGUAAACCAGCGACUUCUUGUUUUUGUUUUGUUUUGGUUUUUUUCCCCAUGUGCAGUAUUGACGUGAGGUAAACUAAACGAAUUCUCCAGUCGUAUGUUCCAGAGACGAGGCUUUCUUCUCUCUGUAAUAAUAGUAGUAUUAAUAUAAACAGAAAAUAAUCCAGAUGAGUGACGCAUUUUGGUUUAUUUAGGCACCUUAGUGGAUUGUACGAUUCUCUAAGUCGCUCUCCGUACAGGAGGCGUUCGUUCGUUUGUUCGUUCGUUCGUUCGUUUGUUUGUUUGUUUGUUUGUUUGUUUUUUUGGCAUAAAGUUGUAAAGUAAUGACAUUUCUACAGUAUACUCAAUCCAUUUGAUGUACGAUGGCAGAAGAGGGAGGUCGUGUCUGUUUUAGCUCAUUUACCUCAAGAGUUUUUUUUUCUUUCAAUAAAACCGUACAGUACACACAAACACACACACACACACACACACACACACACACACACACACACACACACACAAACAAAAACAAACACACACACAUACACACACACACACACACACAACCAGAAUAUCUCACCAUCACUCCAUCUUUUGUACUGCUGUUGACACUUACAAAUUAAAGAGACAUUUUGUUUUAAA
Messenger RNA from Tachysurus fulvidraco (yellow catfish), 7133 nucleotides. It is a transcript of the gene sox6, whose product is annotated as SRY-box transcription factor 6. The coding region runs from base 222 to 1766 and encodes 514 amino acids. Lineage: Eukaryota; Metazoa; Chordata; Actinopteri; Siluriformes; Bagridae. Gene Ontology annotation, molecular function: DNA-binding transcription factor activity, RNA polymerase II-specific; RNA polymerase II cis-regulatory region sequence-specific DNA binding. Gene Ontology annotation, biological process: positive regulation of chondrocyte differentiation; regulation of transcription by RNA polymerase II; cell fate commitment. Gene Ontology annotation, cellular component: nucleus. The record is from RefSeq and is a predicted model, not a curated record. The transcript has 10 exons.